AUGGCCCAGAAGCCGAUCAGCACCGCCGCGGCGGAGCGCAUGAACCUCGUGGCUCAGGACGAGAUCUGGAAAUGCCGCCUGAAGGCUGAAACCGAAGCACGGAAAAACUGGGCCCAGAACUGGGGAUUUUUAACCACCCCCCUCGAGCAGUUGCUCAAGUGUGAAGGAGAAGAGCCCCCCACCCCAAAGCCCAAAAUCGAGCUACCUGAGAGUUUCCGAAUCCGGCCUGUGACCCCAGUGGAGAAAUACAUCAAGGUCCUCCCGUCUCCCCCAGUCCCAGAGACUACCCAGGGCUUCAUUGGCUGGAGAUCGGGGCAGCCGGGCCUCAACAAGUGCCUGGAACAUGACCAAGAGAUCCGUAGCUGCAAGGGGGCCUAUGCCAAGGAACUGGGCUGGCCAAAGCAGGGCAUACACUGA
Loxodonta africana (African savanna elephant) is the source of this 417-nucleotide messenger RNA. RefSeq names its product ciliary microtubule inner protein 1 (gene CIMIP1). Bases 1 to 417 code for a protein of 138 amino acids. Lineage: Eukaryota; Metazoa; Chordata; Mammalia; Proboscidea; Elephantidae. The transcript is spliced from 4 exons. The record is from RefSeq and is a predicted model, not a curated record.